Salvia hispanica is the source of this 1500-nucleotide messenger RNA. RefSeq names its product serine/threonine-protein phosphatase PP2A-2 catalytic subunit-like. Lineage: Eukaryota; Viridiplantae; Streptophyta; Magnoliopsida; Lamiales; Lamiaceae. The record is from RefSeq and is a predicted model, not a curated record. Gene Ontology annotation, molecular function: protein serine/threonine phosphatase activity.
UUACAAUCAAUAAAAAAAUUUAAUAAUACUAAAAUUUGAUCGUCUCUCUCCCCUCUCUUCUCUUCAUCGUUUCCACCACCAACACCAUUCUCUCUCUCUCUCUCUCCACAUGUAGAUACAUUUUUUAACAGUAAUUAUCAUCCUAGGAUUCUCAUCUUAUCCCGGGAUAAGGAAUAACCAUUCACCAUUUUCGGCACAAGAAACUGACGUCGCAUCGGACGGCGGCGGAUCUGAUUCAAUUCAGAAAUUAAAGCAAAAUGAGUGCGGAUCUGGUGGCUCCGACCGCCCAUGGGAAUCUGGAUGAACAGAUUGCACAGCUUAUGCAGUGCAAACCCUUGUCUGAGCCCGAGGUUAGAACAUUAUGUGAGAAGGCUAAGGAGAUACUCAUGCAGGAAAGCAAUGUCCAGCCUGUAAAAAGUCCCGUGACAAUUUGUGGUGAUAUUCAUGGACAAUUUCACGACCUUGCUGAACUAUUCCGCAUUGGAGGGAAGUGUCCGGACACAAACUAUCUAUUUAUGGGAGAUUAUGUCGAUCGUGGUUACUAUUCAGUUGAAACAGUUACUCUACUAGUGGCAUUGAAAGUACGCUAUCCUCAACGUAUCACAAUUCUUAGAGGAAAUCAUGAAAGUAGACAGAUCACCCAAGUCUAUGGUUUUUAUGAUGAAUGUCUGAGGAAGUAUGGGAGUGCCAAUGUUUGGAAGACAUUCACUGACCUAUUUGAUUAUUUUCCUUUGACCGCAUUGGUCGAAUCAGAAAUCUUCUGUCUGCAUGGCGGAUUAUCCCCAUCCAUUGAAACACUUGAUAACAUUAGGAACUUCGAUCGUGUUCAAGAAGUUCCACAUGAAGGUCCCAUGUGUGAUCUGUUGUGGUCUGAUCCCGAUGAUCGUUGUGGUUGGGGCAUAUCCCCACGAGGUGCUGGAUAUACUUUUGGCCAGGACAUUUCGGAGCAAUUCAACCACACCAACAGUUUGAAGCUAAUUGCUAGAGCUCAUCAGCUGGUCAUGGAGGGAUAUAACUGGGCACAUGAACAAAAAGUCGUCACUAUUUUCAGCGCACCUAAUUACUGCUACCGCUGUGGAAAUAUGGCAUCCAUCUUGGAAGUUGACGAUCACAGAGAUCAUACAUUUAUCCAGUUUGAGCCAGCUCCAAGGAGAGGGGAGCCGGACGUGACCAGGAGAACGCCUGAUUAUUUCUUGUAGAGCUGACUGUUGCCGCAUCUUGGGGCCAUUUGUUGAGAUCCGAGUUUCAAAGAGGCUUGAUAGUGCAUAAGGUUGUUUAGGGUCCCCUAGUUGGAUUAGCGAUUAUGUUUCUGUUUGCUGUCUUCUGUAAUUUUUCCUUUUCAAAUAUUAUGUUGUUUUUUUUCUUUCUUUUGAUGAUCAUAUUUUGUACUCCUACUUUGUUUUCCUUUUUAUUCCCCUUAUUCGUUGCUGUCAUUUGGUGGAGACAUUCACAUACAGGCGUUCUGUAUAAGAAAAAAAAAACUCUCUUAGUUUCCUUUUA